UGUCUGUCUCGCGCCGCUGGGAUUAGCUUUUCCGGGACCAAGCUUUUUGAGCCGCUGAUUGGCUUUCCAGGGAAAGGGGAUGGCGUGAUUGACGGCGCUCAAAAUGGCGGCACCUAUGGUUAUCCCGAAUACAGAAAGAGUUCAAAAAGCUGUGACCUUGAUCAAUGAUCUGGAUACAGGCAGAUUCUCCCGCCUUCUCUCCCGCAUUCUUCAGAAGCUUCACAUAAAGACAGAGAGUACUUUCACAGAAGAAGAAGAAGAAAAACUUCAAGCUGCAUUCUCAAUAGAAAAACAAGACCUUCAUCUUGCACUUGAAACCAUAACGUUCAUUUUGGAACAGGCCAUUUAUCACAAUUUGAAACACACUAUUUUACAACAGCAGCUGCAGCAUUCUAACUUGAAUCAUGAUAAAAUAGAAGUAUUUGUUACCACAUGGGCAGUUGCAGGUCCAGAAUUUGUGGAAAAGUUUAGACAAAGAAUUUUAUCACCACAUAAGCUUGAGACAGUUGGAUGGCAACUUAACCUUCAGAUGGCUCAAUCCAUGCAGGCAAAACAAAAAUCUCCUCAAGCUGUAUUAGAACUUGGAGUCAGCAGUGAAGAUUCAAAGAAUGUGGAGAAAAUAUUUGUGGAAUUCAAUCAUAAAGAACUGUUUGAGUUCUAUAACAAGUUGGAAACAAUACAAAUGCAACUGGAUUCACUGACGUGAUACUAUGUGAAGACUAAUCUCUCCAUCAGAUUCCAAUUGUUUUAUACUGAAGAUAGAAGGCUAAAUAUAUUUGCUGAAAUAUUCAAUGGAUUGCUGUCAAUAAAUGAUUUAAAUUUCUUUGAUCAUUCACAUUAGGUAAAUGAAAUAAUUGUUAAGAAAGUUUUGGUUAAACUUGACUACAUCGUAUUCAACUUUAAGUGAAGUAAUGUAUGACAUUAUUGUGCAGACAUUUGAAUUAUGAAGUCUGCAGUUUUUGUUUUGUAUUUGCAUUAUGGAUGGCAGUUUAUGUAAUAAUAUAGCAUAAUAAACCGCAUAUAAUCAUUAUCCAAAGUACGCUUAAACAGUAGAAAAAGAUAAUUAAAUUGCUAAAACGUUGGCUCCAAUACUGAUAUCUUGUCCAUAAAAAUAACAGUACAGAUAUUCUCACUUUGGACUAUUUUAGUUUAUUACUUAAUGCUUUUGUAUUUGCUGCCAGAUUUUCCAACUAUGACAAAUAGCAAAGUCUGCUUGUUUUUGAAUGCUUCAGCGAUUGCUAAAACACUUUAAAGGACAAUUGCCCUCUCACACAU
This is a messenger RNA of Notechis scutatus (mainland tiger snake), 1275 nucleotides long. It is a transcript of the gene COMMD10, whose product is annotated as COMM domain containing 10. The record is from RefSeq and is a predicted model, not a curated record. NCBI's taxonomy places the organism in Eukaryota, Metazoa, Chordata, Lepidosauria, Squamata, Elapidae.